This is a messenger RNA of Fraxinus pennsylvanica, 1089 nucleotides long. Lineage: Eukaryota; Viridiplantae; Streptophyta; Magnoliopsida; Lamiales; Oleaceae. The record is from the annotation of a GenBank genome assembly.
AUGGGAGAUCUUCCAGACUCAGAAACACACAAUAAUUUUUACAACAUUCUUGGAAUUCCAAGGACUGCGUCUCUUCCUGAUAUUUACCGGAAAUACAAAUCUCUUAUUGUCAAAUGGCAUCCUGACAAAAAUCCCACCAAUAAAGCCGAAGCCGAAGCCAAGAUCAGAUCCAUCAAUGAUGCCUACAGGGCUCUUAGCAUUGAGAAGAAAAGACAAGCAAAUUUAUCAACUGGAGAUGAGCCAAAAACACCCGACCAUUACAAAACGGAUGAUGAAUUCUACAUUUCCAGCCCUACUCUUCUUUCGCGUGCAAGCAGCAGCACAUCGCUAAGUCCAAGAAAUUUGUCCAAAAAUUCGAGCCGAAGAAGCAAAACUCCAACACCAGCAGAUUACUAUACUAAUUUUCCAAGAACUCCAACCGGGGCUAGCGCUCCAUCAACACCCACUGCCACUAGCCCAAGAGAUUCAACUCCCCUAUCAAAAAUUGCGAGCAGCAGAAGCACAACCCCGAUUAUGUUUUCACGGUCCGGAGCCUGGAAAAAACCUCAGCCCACUGGAAAAAAACUCGAAUGCACCCUGGAGGAAUUGUUGUAUGGAUGUGUCAAGAAGAUCAAGAUCACAAGAGAUGUCAUCUCAAAUCCAGGAUUCAUCAUCAAAGAGGAAGAGACACUAACUAUCAAUGUAAAGCCCGGAUGGAGAAAAGGAACAAAAAUAACAUUUGAAGGAAAGGGAGACGAGAAACCAGGCACCCUUCCAGCAGACAUUAUCUUUUCCAUUGUUGAAAAAAAACAUCCAAUGUUUAAACGGAGAGGAAAUGAUUUGGAGAUAGGAGUUGAAGUGCCUUUGGUUCAAGCUCUAACAGGUUGUACGUUUUCUGUCCCUCUACUAGGAGGAGGCCAAACGACAAUUUCAGUAGAUGAAAUUAUAUAUCCUGGAUAUGAGAAAAUCAUCCCUGGACAAGGCAUGCCUAAAUUCAAAGAUGAAGCUAAGAGAGGAGACCUUCGACUCAAAUUUCUUGUCGAAUUUCCAACAGAAUUGAGUGAUGAACAACGCUCUGAUGUAGUUAAUAUUUUACAAGAAUAUUCUUGA